This is a messenger RNA of Mangifera indica (mango), 1777 nucleotides long. Its product is annotated as CBL-interacting serine/threonine-protein kinase 20-like. The coding region runs from base 342 to 1661 and encodes 439 amino acids. NCBI's taxonomy places the organism in Eukaryota, Viridiplantae, Streptophyta, Magnoliopsida, Sapindales, Anacardiaceae. Gene Ontology annotation, molecular function: ATP binding; protein kinase activity. The transcript has a single exon. The record is from RefSeq and is a predicted model, not a curated record. Gene Ontology annotation, biological process: signal transduction; protein phosphorylation.
CCAACUUUUGCUAUUUUUAUAUACGCAAUUAGUAAUCCAGGUAUAGCAGGAAAUCCUGAAGACUAUGCAAGCUUGUAGAAUAAAAUUAUUGGAUUGGUUCUCUCCUCUUUCAAAGGAUUUUUCUGGCCUCGCCUCAAGGCUAGGUUUGAACAUCCUGUAUGCCCUGAUCCUCUAUUAAUCACCCUUUUAAUUCUCUCCUUUCUCUCAACAUUUUUUCAUAGUCUUCUUUCAUGGCCGUUGGCUAGAGGGAACUUAUGUUGCAUUCCGACAAUAAUUGAUGUUUUUGUAUCAGUCUGCGUAUAUUCACCAUUCAUCGAUCAUUUCUUUAAGGUUCCUUGAAAAUGGACAAAAGGGGAGGAAUAUUGAUGAACAGGUAUGAGGUGGGGCGAUUGCUUGGACAAGGGACAUUCGCCAAAGUUUAUUAUGGGAGAAACAUCAAGACGGGGGAAAGUGUUGCCAUUAAGAUUAUAGAUAAGAAGAAGGUAAUGAAGGUUGGUUUGAUUGAUCAAAUCAAUAGAGAAAUCUCUGUAAUGCGCCUCGUUAGGCAUCCAAAUAUUGUAGAGCUUUAUGAGGUCAUGGCAACCAAAACCAGGAUAUAUUUUGCAAUGGAAUACGUGAGAGGAGGUGAACUUUUCAACAAAGUUGCCAAAGGGAAGCUCAGGGAAGACGCUGCAAGAAAAUAUUUCCAACAAUUGAUUGGUGCUGUUGAGUUUUGCCAUAGCCGAGGGGUAUAUCACCGAGAUCUCAAGCCGGAGAAUCUCCUUCUCGAUGAAAAUGGCAACUUGAAAAUUUCGGAUUUUGGGUUGAGUGCAUUGCUGGAAUCUAGAAGGAAAGAUGGGCUUCUUCACACAACUUGUGGAACUCCUGCUUAUGUUUCACCAGAAGUUAUCAGCAAGAAGGGCUAUGAUGGAGCCAAAGCUGAUAUUUGGUCAUGUGGAGUUGUUCUUUAUGUUCUUUUAUCUGGUUAUCUCCCUUUCUAUGAUUCAAAUCUCAUGGAAAUGUACAGGAAGAUCUCAAGAGGUGAAUUCAAGAGCCCCAACUGUAUUCCACCAGAAGUUCGGAAACUUCUUACCAGGAUUCUUGAUCCUAAUCCCAACACAAGAAUCACCAUGGCUGAGCUCAUGGACAAUGACUGGUUUAAGAAGACUUGUAAACAAUUUGAACUCUCACAAUCCCCACAAGGCCAACAGAGAAACAAGUUUAUCGAGUCAUCGGAAAGCGAGAGUAGUUCAAGCACAUCAUCAAUGGCGACCAGAAGUCCAGUUAAACCGUAUCUUUACAAUGCGUUUGACAUAAUAUCUCUCUCCCAAGGCUUUAAUCUAUCAGGGUUAUUCGAGAAAGAUGUGAAUAGUAAUCUAGAAACAAGAUUCACUACAAGAAAGCCAGCCUCUGCCAUUGUAUCGAAAUUCGAAGAGAUAGCAAUGACGGAGGGGUGUGACUUCCACAAGAAGGAUGGAACAGUGAAAUUAAAACACAGCAGAGAAGGAAGAAAAGGGCAGCUCGCCAUAGACGCUGAGAUCUUCCAAGUGACACCUUCUUUUCAUGUGGUGGAGUUAAAGAAGGCAGCAGGAGAUACAAUAGAAUAUAAAGAGUUCUGCACCCAAGAAUUGAAGCCUUCUCUCAAGGACAUAGUGUGGACAUGGCAAGGAGAUCAACCAUAGCCGUAACAUAUGUUAUAAAUUUGUUUUAUUACUAUGUAUACCACGUAUCAAUGUUUUAAGGCCCGGACCGAACUGGACAUUGGUUCGGUCAAGGAGGCUGUCUGGGGCAAACUCAA